AUAGGCACGUUUCACUGGCAAAUAAAAAAGGUUUUUUUUUUCACUCAGUACACUAUAUUAUGGAAGUGCCUCAGCGCUUUUACGCAUUUGAACAUCCACACCGCGUAAGUUGACUUCGGAGGCUCAACACAAUGUAGCAAGCACCUCCACACAAUCAGAAAGUUCAAGCAUUUUGGUGGUAACUAUGACGGGAAUGUGGGGAAUUUAGUUAGUGUGUUCCCUUUCAGAUAUUGCUGCCACGAAUCUUGCGGUUCAACCUGAGUUCGAAUACUUGGCGGCCUUCCAUCAGUGUUUGUUCAGGCCGCGAGAGUUUACUCUGCCCAACAAACGUGAAAAACCGGCUGGCUUAUCUGCAAAUAUUUCGAAUCAGAUCGACAACAUCUUCCACCACUUUUGACAAUAACGCAAUCAGCACAGAGACAACGAUGACUUCGUACAGUGCCAUGCAGCUAUCAACAGAGCUUCGAGACGUCUUCCUGACGUGUCCCCUGUGCUUGGGACGCUACUUAAAACCCAAACAGUUGCCGUGCCAACACACAUUCUGCACCCGUUGUCUCUUCAAGUGGUUCAACGCUCGCCCUAUCCGGGCCAAGAACCUCCAGUGCCCCGUCUGCCGGGAGUCGGUGCCCAUCCCAGCGGCCGGGAUACAAACCCUGCCCGACAGCAUGCUGGUGGUGUCUUUCAUGGAGUUCUUGGACCGCAAGUUCGAGACCAACGAGUCCGUCUCCUCGUCCCUCGUCGGGCUGGUGCACCAGUUCGGCGUGAAGGGUGCCGCGGAGGGGCAGCUCUGCAAGCCCCUCGGGGUAGCCGUCAGCGGCGACACCGAGCACGUCUUUGUCGCGGACUACAAGAACCGGAUCCAGGUCUUCGAUAUGGACGGGAAGUUCCUGCGCAAGCUGGUGGUGAAGAACCUCAGCAAGAAGUUCACGCCGACUUUCGUGGGCAUCACGCGUCACCUGAGCAUGGACGGGAGCGAGAGGCUGGUCGUCUCGGAUAUCAACAACAAGCAGGUCUUGGUGUGUGACUUACAAGGCAGGCUGCUGCGUCAAGUCGGCAAGCACGACCUGGGCAUGCCUGGAGGGGCUGCGGUCACCAGCGACGGUCACAUCCACGUGGUCGACGUGUACGCCCGCGUGGUUCGGUCGUACGACCGCUACGGCACCCCGCUCCGACUCCUGGGCCGUUACGGGACCUCGGACAACGCCUUCCGUCACCCCAAGCACAUCGCCGCCACUAAGAGCGACGACCUCGUGGUGACCGAUUGUUCCAGUCACACCGUCCACAUAUUUGAGAUGUCCGGGACCCUGGAGCGAGCAUUCGGCGUCCGCGGGAAAAUGGACGGGGAGUUUCGGUCACCCAGUGGCCUUGCAGUGGACUGCGAAGGUAACAUUCUGGUCGCUGACAUUGGUAACCACUGCUUGUUAAUGUUCGAUAUUAAUGGUCGGUUCAUCAGACGGCUAGAUGACCCCAUUGAUGACCUUCGACAUCCAGAGAGCGUUGCCAUGGCAGGGGAUUGUAAAGUUGCUGUGACCGAUACGGCCAACCACUGUAUCAAAUUUUUCUCCUUCUGAGUUAGAUUUCCCAGAAAUUGAUAUGAAGCAAAGGUUUAUUCAAUAAACUAAAAAGUACAAAAAUGUUAGUAAAAUGUGAUUGAAGAAGACUUACAUGUUCCUAUAUUAUGUACAAAGUGAUAUUUAAAAAAUCAGUUUAACAAUAUCUGACCCAAAGAUACCAAACGCAGUAAUGGUGCUUGUCUAUUUUGUUCUCAUUUGCCUAAAGCAUUUUCAAUUAAUCAUGGUGCAAGUUUGACGCCACCUCGUGAAGUUAUUUGUCAGGACGAAUCUUUAGUUAUUUUGGUAUGUUGGCAUUAUGUAAAAUGAAGACGGAAAGUUACUGAUGAAGCAGACACGUACCGGGCAUAUGGGUUUCGGUCGUGUUGUUUCUUAGGUCAACUUUGUUUUCAUUUAUUAUCUGAAUUUACUUCAUUCAUUCCAGUUAUUGCCCUUUUUAGAAAGAAUUACUUUGGUACUGAGCUUUAAUGAAAGAGUUAACUUAUUUUUGGUUACAGCACAUGAUAAUGUAUUUGCACUUGCGAGUCACGCUGGCCUAUAGGCCGUCAUGUGACAUUAAAAAAGGCUGUAAGAGCGCUGGAUAUUACGCUGCAAAUGUUCCAAAUUAGUGUCGAUACAGCGCAACUCUCCUGGCAGUUAGCCGGCAUUCCGUCUCCGUAGAGUUCCAUUUUAAACAAUGACGAAGUUCUGGUUGCGGGCCGGCAAAUAGACCCACAUUGCCUGCGUCGGCCAAAUCACAGUUUGCAUUCUGUCAAAUUUUCCACUGUCGGAGCAUUUUGUGGUCCGUGAACUUAAUAAAGAUUUGUGGCGAGGAAAGCUACCAACAGGAAUGUCAGCUUGUGUCUGAGCGACACUUGGGAGGAAAUCAGUGCUCUACUUUGCAAUGGAAUGUUGAAUGUCUAGGCAUAGAUUUUCAAAACAGCGGUGGGCUUUUAUACGACUGUUUCUACGAGUGAUACGUUGUGGAUAAAGAUAUCUUUUAAAGUCAUUGGUUAAGCCACUAAAAAUUGAAAGGAAUGUUAAAGAUAAGGGAAUGAGCUCUAUAUUGAGGUGUGUCACGAACACCUGAUAAAUUAGCUUUGUGAGUUUAGGUAUCCUGAUUUUUUUGAAGUGACGGUAUUUAGUAUUUUUGUCUAUGCGGUUUAAUUUACUGGUCUGCAACCGUAUGGUUUGUUGGAUUGCGCCAGUUUGUUGCAAUCCCCUCGAGCGGAACAAAAGAGGGCGUGUUUUUUGGUACUCACCGCAUAGGCGCGCCAUGAGGCACCCAAGUAUAUGCGCG
This is a messenger RNA of Acanthaster planci (crown-of-thorns starfish), 2850 nucleotides long. Its product is annotated as E3 ubiquitin-protein ligase NHLRC1-like. Lineage: Eukaryota; Metazoa; Echinodermata; Asteroidea; Valvatida; Acanthasteridae. Gene Ontology annotation, biological process: protein polyubiquitination; proteasome-mediated ubiquitin-dependent protein catabolic process. The record is from RefSeq and is a predicted model, not a curated record. Gene Ontology annotation, molecular function: ubiquitin protein ligase activity; protein binding; metal ion binding.